AUGGUGGAACAACAAGUUUCAAGUUCUGUUCAGACAUACAAGGUUAGCUCUUUGGAUAGCAAGAAGUCUUUAAAGUCUAGUUUUCUUUCUUUCAUUGGAGCACAUGAGAUUUUCAUGCCAGAGAGCGAUUUAGAAACUGCUAUUUCCCAAGUAGUAGUAGUUGAUAGUGAUGACCAAUUUUCAAGGUCUUUUCAAAGUGUAGAGGAAACACAUUUGGUUCAUAAAAAGUCUGCAUGGUACAAAUUUCUUGUUUCUAUUGGUGCCCAUGAAAUUUUUUCAAUAGAGACAUGGAAAACAGCAUUGACUGAGUUAGUUGCAACUGCUUCUCUAAUGUUCACACUGACAACAUCAAUCAUAGCAUGUUUGGACUCGCACGAAGUUGCUGCAAAGCUUCUAGUCCCUCUUGCAGUGUUCAUCAUAGCCUUCUUGUUCCUAAUAGUCACAAUUCCACUCUCUGGAGGUCACAUGAGUCCUGUUUUCACAUUCAUAGCAGCAUUAAAGGGUGUUGUUACUCUAGUACGUGCACUAAUUUAUGUCGUAGCACAAUGCAUUGGUUCAAUUAUUGGUUUCAUUAUGCUAAAAUGUGUCAUGGAUCCAAAAUUGGAACACAAAUAUUCAUUAGGAGGAUGUACAAUUAGUAAUGAUAGUGAUAAAGGACUAGGAUCAAAGCCACAAGUUGCAUUGUUAGUAGAAUUUUCAUGCACAUUUUUGGUGCUAUUUAUUGGUAUUACUUUGGGAUUUGAUAAGAAAAGGUCAAAGGAAUUAGGAUUACCUAUGGUGUGUGUUGUGAUUGCUGGGGCAAUGGCAUUGGCAGUGUUUGUGUCUAUAACUGUUACUGGGCAAUUGGGCUACGCAGGUGUUGGACUUAACCCAGCAAGAUGUUUGGGUCCAGCUUUGUUAAAAGGUGGAUUAUUGUGGAAUGGACAUUGGGUUUUUUGGGUGGGGCCUUUCCUGGCCUGUAUAACGUAUUAUGGGGUAUCUAUUAAUCUGCCAAAGGAGAGUAUGACUUUGGAAAAUGGAGAAUAUGAUGUGUCGAAUUUGGCUUUGGGCCAUAGUAAGAGUGUUUCUAGGAGUGCUGUCUCAAAUGAUCUUCAAGUUUGA
Arachis duranensis is the source of this 1101-nucleotide messenger RNA. RefSeq names its product aquaporin TIP4-2-like. The transcript has 4 exons. Gene Ontology annotation, biological process: transmembrane transport. Gene Ontology annotation, cellular component: membrane. The coding region runs from base 1 to 1101 and encodes 366 amino acids. The record is from RefSeq and is a predicted model, not a curated record. Lineage: Eukaryota; Viridiplantae; Streptophyta; Magnoliopsida; Fabales; Fabaceae. Gene Ontology annotation, molecular function: channel activity.